CUCUUGUAUUAAUAUCAAACUUUUGGGUGAUGGAGGGGGUCAGUGUGAGCUCCCCAGUGUACACGGCGGCAUGUGGCUGGGAUUAAGAAAUUUCACUGUGGAUUAAAAUCUUUCUAUGGCCACUCGCUGAAGAGAGAGGCGUCUGAGAGGAGAUCCAUGGUCUCACUUAGCAGCUACAGGAUGCUCCAGGUGCUCCAGGGUCACAUCCAGCCGGCUGCACACCGAGGCCGCAAAACCCGCCUGGUCACCAAAGACGGGCGCUGCAACAUCGAGUUCGGCAACAUCGAGUACAGCAACCACUUUGCGUACCUGCUGGACUUCUGGACGACGUUCGUGGAGAUCCGCUGGCGCUUCGUGCUGCUCCUGUUCGUGGCCUCGUUCACCGGCAGCUGGUUCGUCUUCAGCCUGCUGUGGUACUGGAUCGCAAAGAGCAACGGGGAUCUGACAGGGCAGAACCGAACGGACGGACACGUGCAGUGCAUCGACAACGUCAACGGCCUCACGACGGCGUUCCUAUACUCGCUGGAGACUCAAACCACCAUCGGGUACGGGGGCAGGGCGUUAACCGGGCACUGCGCCGGCACCGUCGCUUUGAUCAUCAUCCAAUCUCUCAUCGGAGUCUUCAUCAACUGCUUCAUGUGUGGCGUCAUCUUGGCCAAGAUCUCGUUACCCAAAAGACGGGCAAAGACCGUCACCUUCAGCGACACGGCCGUCAUCUGCCUGAAGAAAGGAGUCCUGUGUCUCCUGCUUCGAGUCGCGAAUCUCCGAAAGACGUUACUAAUCGGCAGCCAGAUCUACGGAAAGCUGCUCAGGACAACGACCGCUCCCGACGGAGACACCAUCAUUCUGGAUCAGGUGGAUAUCGACUUCAUGGUGGACAGCGGCAAGGAUAACCUGUUCUUUGUUUGCCCUUUGACCCUGUACCACGUGAUAAACACUUCCAGCCCGUUCUACGAGCUGUCAGCGGACUCUCUGCCCCACCAGGACUUUGAGUUGGUGGUCUUUUUGGACGGGACUGCUGAGUCCACUAGUUCUUCCUGCCAGGUCCGAACCUCCUACAUCCCUCAGGAGAUCCAGUGGGGGUUCAGCUUCCUGCCCAUCAUCUCCCGCACCAAGACUGGAAAGUACCGGGUGGACUUCUCAAACUUUUCCAAAAGUGUGCGGGUCACAACACCACACUGCGUCCACUGCUUUGAGACGGACGCAGACCAGAGGAGCCACAACCAGGAGAACCAGGACAAACAGCAGAAGUUGGGCAUCGACAACUUGGGGUUUCAGGUGAUCGACAUUCACGACUCUAUGGAUGUCACUAAAAUGUGAGGGGAGAAGGGUGAGUCAGAAAAGAAAUCCUAUUUGGAGCAAAAGCCAGGUUCUCGUGAACAGUUCUCAGACUUCUGAUCUACUUUUCAAGAAGCUCAAAGUUUCAUUUGGCCCCUUGUUGUUCCCAUCGCGAUGUGAAGACCCACCAACAUUAGGCAAACUAGUGCAAAGACGUAUGAAAAAACAACAGCUGUUUCAAAUGCAAUCUCUGGAUUCUGACUGCGACGACUGGGUCGGUCUCAAGGAAGGGCCCAGAAGCUUAGAAGCCAGUGUUCGUUGGAAUCAGUCGUUGAUAUAAUAGUCAGUGUUUAACUUCAUUUUAGGUAUAUGAACUUCCCCACACUUGAAUAGCCUCAUCAUCAGGCUCUUACAACUGUAACAAAUGCGCUAACAGCCGAAUCUGGAGUUCUUUUACCUUUUCUAAUCAUGUAAAUAUGCCUUCACGGAGCUCCAGGGGUGCAGAAUUGACAGAUUAUCCAGGGGAUUUUAUACUCGA
Molecule: messenger RNA, 1816 nt
Organism: Eleginops maclovinus (Patagonian blennie)
Lineage: Eukaryota; Metazoa; Chordata; Actinopteri; Perciformes; Eleginopidae
Gene: kcnj1b
Product: potassium inwardly rectifying channel subfamily J member 1b
Exons: 2
Coding region: 157-1320 (387 amino acids)
Biological process (GO): regulation of monoatomic ion transmembrane transport; potassium ion import across plasma membrane
Cellular component (GO): plasma membrane
Molecular function (GO): ATP-activated inward rectifier potassium channel activity
Source: RefSeq, a predicted model, not a curated record